AGUCACUGUCAGACUUUUGUGCUAACAAGACAAGUUUCAAAAACAAAGAAGAAAAAAUUAUAAAAGUUCUCGGUGCAUGAUUAAACAAAAGACUUGUUUUCAUUUAAAAAGAAAGAAGGAGUUGCAGACUUAUUUCGCGACAAUCAAGUUUAUACAAAAAAAAAAAGAAGUAUUUAAAUAUUUGAAUAGUAGAAGAGAUUGUGGGAAUUUCUCUAAAUUUGGAAACUUUUUUUAUUGUCGGCUGUGAUGAUAAAUGAAAGUAUUUCGCUAAGUCGGAAGUAAAUAAUUUUUAUUGCGUAAGAAAUUAAGAAACAAGAAAAAAUCAAACAUGAGUGUUACGGUAAUGCUGAACAAUAUCACGGAGCUUUUAGCGAAAGCAGAUGAUCAUGAUCAUGACCACGACCACGAACAUGAUGAUCUAAGUGAAGUUAAUAUGGCCAAAUUCAUAACAAUGGCAGUUUUAUUUAUCCUUUCCAUGGGAUCGGGGAUGAUUCCACUACUUUUAACGAAAUGGCUCGACUGGUCUGAUCCAAAUCGUGAUCCAAGAACAAAUCUUCUCGUGUCAUCGCUUCUCUCAUUUGGAGGUGGAGCUCUUCUCUGCACAACAUUCUUGCAUUUAGUACCAGAAAUCGAUGAAAUCAUCGGUGCACUUCAACAUGAUGGUCGCAUACCUGAAUGGGAUUUUUCCAUUACAAAUUUACUGAUGGCGGUUGGAUUCUUCAUUAUUUAUUUCGUUGAAGAAAUUGUUCACGCUUAUUUAAGACGACAACAGAAGAAACAAGUAGAAGCACAAGAAGCGUUUAUUCGUGGACACAGUCCCAGAGAUAGUUUGCACGAUGCAGCAAAACGUCGUGAACUUGAGAAAAAAGCAGCAGCAGAAGCAACUGGUAAUGGCGUCAUGACAGUUUCCACAGCUGAUUUAGUUGACAAUGAACAUGUCGAUAACAAUCAUCAUACGCAUUCCCACAAUCAUCAUCAUCAUUCACACAUUCCAGUGUUCAAUGGAGACGACAGUUUGCUUGUGUCGUCAAUUCGUGGUCUUCUUAUUGUGAUGGCGCUUUCAGUGCAUGAAGUUUUUGAAGGUUUGGCUGUUGGGCUAGAAGACACAACAUCAAAUGUUUGGUAUAUGUUUGGAUCAAUCUCUGCACACAAAGUUGUCAUUGCUUUCUGCAUUGGCGUUGAGCUUAUGGUUCACAAGACAAAAACUUGGCUGCUUGUUCUUUAUAUCUUUAUUUAUGCCAUUGUCUCGCCACUUGGUAUUGGAAUCGGAAUUAUAUUAAGCAAUGGCGACGACCCAGAAGCAUUCGAUGUCGCCUCUGUUAUUCUUCAAGGUCUCGCUUCUGGAACACUCCUUUACGUGAUAUUCUUUGAAAUUCUAUCUAAACACAAAGACGGCAUCAUUCAAUUUCUCGCUGUUGUUUUUGGAUUUUUCUUGAUGUUUGGACUUAAAUUUAUUGGAGGCCAUUCGCAUUCCCAUCAUGAUGACCAUGAUCAUUAAACAAAAAUCUGUCAAAAUUACCUACUUGCUUUAAUUUGAGCUGCCAAAAUGUUCUCACAUCAAACAACGAAAUGAAAUUAAUGAAAAUAAAGGAAGAAGUGCAAAAGGGUUGCAGUAUUUAUAUGAUUGUGAUUAAAUUUUAACAUUUAAGUUUCACAUUAAAUUUCUUUAACGUAACUUUUCAAGUACAUGAAAAUAUGAAAUAAAAGCUUAAUGAUUUUACCUUCGUUUUCAAUCUUAAAAUCCCGUUCGUUUUUAUUUUUUUUUUCUUUUGUUUUCUCUUUUGAUCUAUCACGUCGCCGUCAUCAGUUG
This is a messenger RNA of Clunio marinus, 1810 nucleotides long. The record is from the annotation of a GenBank genome assembly. NCBI's taxonomy places the organism in Eukaryota, Metazoa, Arthropoda, Insecta, Diptera, Chironomidae.